CAUCUCCUAUCUAAUUAAAGAACUGAGCUGAUUGGUUCACCAAUUCACCCAAUCAACCGGCCGGAUUGUCCGGUUUUUAUAACUGUGCAAACUGCAAACUUAUCCUUCUUCUGCAACAAACAAUAGAGCUGCAGUACUGGUUGCUCUCACACGUCAUUGACGACCUCGCUUGAGAGUGGGAGAGGAAUUUUACUGCUCGAGAGAUUUCAAUCCAACGCUCAAUCAUGGUUCUUUUACAGCCAGACCCGUUUCUGAAUGAACUUACAAGCAUGUUCGAACACAGUACUGAGAAGGGAACUGUUUGGGUUACUCUCAAACGAUCAUCGUUGAAGUCUAAGGUGCAAAGGAAUAAAAUGGCAGCUGCUGGUGAACCCCUUGAAUAUAGGUGUCUAAUCCGUGCAACCAAUGGCAAGAAGACAAUCUCUACUUCAGUUGGACCAAAGGAUCACCAGCGCUUUCAGGCUUCAUAUGCAACUAUUCUCAAGGCUCACAUGACUUCUUUAAAGAAGAGGGAAAGAAAGGACAAGAAAAAGGUUCCAGGGGCUGAUAAGAAAGAAGGUGGCUCAAAGAAGCCCAAGAGAGCCUGAACUCCUAGGUUUUUUAAUUUCAUUUUUUUUGAAUCAUGAAUUACCGAGUCUUAAGGAUGGGAUUUUGUUUGACUGCCCUUUUCUGGCCGAUGUUUCAGUACAGUUGGGUCCUUUUAUUUGGUUAGCAUUUUAUGAGAACAUUUUGGAAAAAGGAAUUGUAGAUAUGUUGUGGUUGGUUUAAGUUUAGUUUAUUUUUUGCCAUAAAUAUUUUUGAAGUUUCAACCGGGAUGCAUGUUAAUAAGGAAAUACGAGGAUCAUGCAAAAUGGUGAUCACUUCGAGUGGGUGUCGAUUAUUAAGACAAUCUUUCUGAAUUAUUGGUAAUUUUGGCAUUACAUUUAUUGUUAUUCUUAUAAACUGUUUGGUGUUGAA
This is a messenger RNA of Hevea brasiliensis (rubber tree), 957 nucleotides long. Its product is annotated as signal recognition particle 14 kDa protein. Gene Ontology annotation, biological process: SRP-dependent cotranslational protein targeting to membrane. NCBI's taxonomy places the organism in Eukaryota, Viridiplantae, Streptophyta, Magnoliopsida, Malpighiales, Euphorbiaceae. The record is from RefSeq and is a predicted model, not a curated record. Gene Ontology annotation, cellular component: signal recognition particle, endoplasmic reticulum targeting. Gene Ontology annotation, molecular function: endoplasmic reticulum signal sequence receptor activity; 7S RNA binding. The coding region runs from base 225 to 587 and encodes 120 amino acids. The transcript has 4 exons.